GUAGAUUUAAAAAAGUGAAAAUUGAGGUUAUAAAAAAAUAUAAAAGUGAAAAUGAAUAUUUUAAAAAAUAUAUCAACUUUAUUAACAACAAAUAACUUACAAAAUUUUCAACAAAUUCGUAACAAAUGGGUAAAUAGAUGGAUGAUCAGAGAUGUUAAACGCAGAAAGAUGACUACUGAAUAUGCCCCUUUACGACUUCGUAUUAACACUCUUCGAAAAAACGAUGUUCUUCCUCCUGAAUUAAGAGAAAUUGCAGAUGCUGAAAUAGCUGCUUUACCAAGAGAUUCUGCCUUAAUAAGAACCAAAAAAAGAUGUGUGAUAACUUCUAGGCCAAGAGGUAUUGUCUACAGGUGGAGACUUAGUAGAAUUGUUUUUAGACACUUAGCAGAUUAUAAUAAAUUAAGUGGUGUUCAACGUGCUAUGUGGUAGAUAUCAAUAUAAUUAGUUAUAGAUCUUAUGUGUUUUAUUUCUUAAAGAAAUCUAAGAUACAUUGUAUGUAUAUGUAAGUGCAAAAUUAGAUUAAUGGCAUAGCAUAUUAUGUGUUAAUGGUAAGAUACAAGUUGUGAAAUAAAUAUUUUAAGAUACCAAAUUUAUGGACAACAAAGAAAUAUAGACA
Molecule: messenger RNA, 616 nt
Organism: Diabrotica balteata
Lineage: Eukaryota; Metazoa; Arthropoda; Insecta; Coleoptera; Chrysomelidae
Source: the annotation of a GenBank genome assembly